AUGCGCCCAUCUGCACUUUUUGUCAGUACUGUUUACGGCAGCCUUGCUGCCGUGACUGCAGCCCUCCCAACCCCUGAAUGUUGCUCUAUCCUAGCAAAACAACUGCCGAAGAAUGUUUUUACCAGCAAUUCCAAGACAUGGGAUACCCACAACAAGGAUUUCUGGUCAUUGACUUCGAUUCUCGGCCCAAGCUGUAUUUUCCUCCCUGAGACAAGCGAUCACGUCUCCAGGGCAAUUCCCCUUCUCACAGAGAAUGACUGCAAAUUCUCUAUCAAAGGUGCCGGGCACAGUGCCAUCCCAGGCGCUGCUAACAUCCAUGAUGGGGUUAUGAUGGCCAUGGCUUGGAUGAACUCCACCGAUGUCCAUGAUGACUACAUCCGCGUUGGAGCCGGUACACAUCUCGGUGAAGUGUACAAGGCCCUUGACCCUCAUAACAAAGCAGCUGUCGUCGGCAGGUUUUCAGAGGUUGGGCUAGGAAUGGUUGUUGCCGCUGGCAUCUCAUUCUUCUCCAACAGUGAAGGCCUUGCUAUAGAUAAUGUUGUCAACUUCGAGGUUGUCGUAGCCAGCGGUGAGAUCGUCAAUGCAAACGCCACAAGCAACCCCGAUCUGUUCUGGGCCCUGAAAGGGGGCAAUAACAACUUUGGUGUCGUUACUCAGUAUAGCCUGGCUACGAUUGAUACUGCAGGGAUGCUCCAUGGCGGCGUGAUCACCUACCCUGAAUCUUCCUUUGACGAGGUGGCGGAUGUUAUAUAUGAUUACCACACCCAUCAAGCGGUGGAUGAUGUCCGUACGCAUUCACUUCCCCAGUAUGCCUAUGAUGGCGCCACCAACGAGACUACAGCCGGCAUUCUGGUUGCAUAUAACGAUGCUGUGGAUGAACUUCCAGAGAUUAUGCAGCCAUGGCUCAAGAUUAACUAUACGACAAACACCCUCGGCAAGAAAACAUACAGCGAGCUAGCAGAAGAACUUAACGGGCGAUUUGCUGGGGAUGGCUUUGUUCAGGAACAACGAGUGUUUACAGUAUAUGCCGAUGCCCAAUUUUACAAAGAUGUCUGGUUCAAAUUCCGUGAGUGGUUCCAGAACUAUCGCGAUAUCCCUGGAUUUCAAGGAUCCCACGGAAAUAUGCCAAUUACCCCCCGACAGGUCGAAGAAGGUGUUAAAAAGGGCGGAAAUGCACUUGGUUUACAAGAAGGCUCUCAGGAUAAAACUCUUGGAAUCAUCUACUUCGGCGUGACAUUCAAAGACCCCAGGGAUGCCGAUAAGGUCUUGCCAGCUCAUAAAGAGUUUGUCGAAUCUAUGAAAAAGUUUGCUGAAGACCGUGGAGUGCUUCACCCUUUCAUUAUGCUCACAUUCUCCGGGUACGAUCAGCCUGCCAUUGCAAGCUAUGGAGAGAAGAAUGUAGCUAAGCUGCAUGAAGUUGCUGCCAUGUAUGACCCCAAGGCAGUCUUCCAGCGUCUUGUCCCGGGUGGUCAAAAGCUGCCGGCUCGCGAGUAA
This is a messenger RNA of Nannizzia gypsea CBS 118893, 1494 nucleotides long. RefSeq names its product FAD binding domain-containing protein. The transcript has 6 exons. Lineage: Eukaryota; Fungi; Ascomycota; Eurotiomycetes; Onygenales; Arthrodermataceae. The record is from RefSeq and is a predicted model, not a curated record. Bases 1 to 1494 code for a protein of 497 amino acids. Gene Ontology annotation, molecular function: FAD binding.